GCAAAAACUGGAAUGUUUGAUGCCACUAAUCCAAUUCGAAAUAGAUUCUUUUUUUUAGCGUGACAUGAACUUGCGUUGUUGGACUAGAUAUUUUGUGUGCACAUUAUUUUUAGCAAUAAUAUUAGUUAAAGCACAGUGCAACAGAACUGAUCUAAAGUGUGGAUAAAUUAUUAUGAAAUCGCCGUAUAGGUGUUACUUAGACAAAUCAUGACUGACGAAAAGAUGAAAAAUGGGACUAUUGAAUUUAGUAAUUCUAGGUAUAUACAGGACGGAAAAGGGGAAGAUAAUAAUAUAAACAAAUUAACAAGUCAUGACGACCUUAACAAACUGGAAAAUAAUAACAAAGAAGACUAUAAGCCACAUGAACACAGAAUUUUACAACAUCCUAAUUCAUAUGUUGGAGCUCUCAUACACAUAGUCAAAGGAUCGCUAGGAAUUGGAAUUCUGUCCGUACCACGAGCUUUUAAGACAGCUGGACUUUUAAUGGGAACAUUAGGCACAAUUUUCGUUGGCAUACUUUGUACAUAUACCAUACAUUUACUAGUUCGAGCAUCCCACAAAAUAUGCAAAAGGACCAGGACUCCCAGUUUAGGAUUUUCAGAGACAAUUGAAGUGGUGUUUCGAAAUGGUCCGAAGUGUAUCCGUGGGUGGGCCUCGUUUGCCAAAAUUUUUGUGGAAGUUGCACUCAGCCUGACCUAUUAUCUGUCAAAUGCAGUCUAUAUUCUGCUUAUUUCAGAAUCAUUAACAAAGCUGGUGUCAUUUUACCAUCCACUAGACGAAUCAUGGCCCCUUUACUUUAAAUUAAUUUGCCUUGUGAUAUUAAGUUUUCUGUGUCAAAUUCGAGAACUAAAACAUUUAGUGCCUUUUUCAUUGAUUGCAAACAUGACGCUAGCAGUCACAUUUGGAAUUACGCUGUAUUAUAUGAUAGCCACUUUGAAGGAAACGGACACUUCGGAUAGGAGCCUAUUUACAGGACUUGAAAGUGUUCCAAGUUUUCUUAGUACUGUCCUAUUUUCUAUUGAAGGCAUAGGGACCAUAAUGCCCGUGGAAAAUUCAAUGACUGAAGACAAGUUUCUAGGUCCUGUAGGAGUAUUAAAUGUGUCCAUGUUUUUAGUAGUCGGUCUUUACACCGCAAUGGGCUUUUUUGGUUACUUAGCCUUUGGAUCCGACACUAAAGCGGCUAUAACCCAGAAUUUACCAGACGAAGGAAUUCCCGCUCAAGUUGUACAAUCCUGCAUAUCGAUAGCCAUGUUUUUUACUUUCAUGCUGGUCUUCUAUGUACCGACUGAAAUAUUAUGGAAGCACAUAGGACCAAAAAUUCAACCGAAGUAUCAAAAUCUGGCGCAAGUAAUUUUAAGGAUCUCAACUGUUGCCUUUGUUAUUCUGGUGGCAUCAGUGGCGGGUCACAAUAUGGACUCGCUUAUAGAUUUAACCGGAGCAGUAUUCUUUUCAAUUUUAGGACUUCUUGUACCUGCUUCUACGGAUCUCCUAGUGAACUGGAACGAUUGGGGGAAGUGGAACUAUAUUCUUUGGAAAAAUGUUUUGUUAUUUAUUGCAUUUGUAUUUUCUAUUGUGUCAGGAACGACUGUUGCUAUACAAAAAAUUAUAAGAUAAACUUUUAUUUUAA
Messenger RNA from Psylliodes chrysocephalus, 1627 nucleotides. NCBI's taxonomy places the organism in Eukaryota, Metazoa, Arthropoda, Insecta, Coleoptera, Chrysomelidae. The record is from the annotation of a GenBank genome assembly.